Messenger RNA from Eleginops maclovinus (Patagonian blennie), 3532 nucleotides. RefSeq names its product ArfGAP with FG repeats 1a (gene agfg1a). The coding region runs from base 178 to 1983 and encodes 601 amino acids. Gene Ontology annotation, cellular component: membrane; cytoplasmic vesicle; cytoplasm. Gene Ontology annotation, molecular function: GTPase activator activity. The transcript has 14 exons. Gene Ontology annotation, biological process: acrosome assembly; intermediate filament organization; spermatid nucleus differentiation. The record is from RefSeq and is a predicted model, not a curated record. NCBI's taxonomy places the organism in Eukaryota, Metazoa, Chordata, Actinopteri, Perciformes, Eleginopidae.
CUCUCCUUAUUCGAAGGAGGAGACGCGAGGCCCCCCCAACCCAUUCCCUCUCUGCCUUUAUCACGGGCCGGCAACCGUUUUAAAAAGCACCAGCCCUUUGUUUUAGCUCUAGCUGACCCUCCUUGUCUCCCCUCCCCGGGUUUUAUUGAGCCCCUGCUGCUGUAAUAUCCCCUAACCAUGGCGGCGAGUGCGAAACGAAAACAGGAGGAGAAACACCUGAAGAUGCUGAGAGAAAUGACGAGUUUGCCUCCCAACAGAAAGUGCUUUGACUGCGACCAGCGCGGCCCAACCUAUGCCAACAUGACUGUGGCAUCCUUCGUGUGCACCUCCUGCUCCGGCAUCCUACGAGGACUGAACCCUCCGCACAGAGUCAAGUCCAUCUCCAUGACGACCUUCACGCAACAGGAAAUCGAGUUCUUACAGAAACACGGCAAUGAGGUGUGUAAACGGAUCUGGCUCAGCCUCUAUGAUGACAGAAGCACCUCGAUACCAGACUUCAGAGAACCGCAGAAGGUCAAGGAGUUUCUUCAGGAGAAAUACGAGAAAAAGAGAUGGUACGUUCCUCCAGAGCAGGCCAAGUCCGUGGCCUCCGUCCAUGCCUCCGGCUCCUCCAACAGCAGCACCAGCAGCACCCCCGAGGUCAGACCACUCAAAUCCCUGCUGGGGGAGUCUGCCCCCUCCCUACACCUCAACAAGAACACCCCCCCUAACCAGUCUCCAGUGGUGAGCCGUGGACAGAGCCAGCAGCAGCAGCAGCAGCAGCAGCAGCAGUUCCACGACAAGAGGUUUGACCUCCUCAGCGACCUGGGUGGAGACAUCUUUGCUGCCCCGCCCAACAUGAACGCCGCCGCCAGCUCCAGUUUUGCUAACUUUGCACAUUUCAACAGCCACACAACUGCACAGAGUGCCAACGCAAAUGCAAACUUUGCUAAUUUUGAUGCGUUCGGGAGCGCAUCUGGGUCCACAGGUGGCUUCCCCUCAGCACCACAAGCCCAAUUCCAUCCCUCAAAUACAGCAUUCACUGUGCUCUCAUCCAGUCGCAGUAUGGGUGAGUUUGCCCCUGCCCUGCCUCUCCAGGUUGCACACAGUAGCGCCUCAGGGGGACUAGCAAAUGCCAGUUUUGCAAAUUUUGACAACUUCCCAAAAUCGUGUAGCGCUGACUUUGGAUCCUUCAGUUCCUCCACCCCGAGUAACUCCACAGCAGCUGGCAGAGAAGCUGUGCAGAGUACUAGCUACCCUGAUGAUAAAUACGCAGCCCUGACUGACCUGGAUAACGUGUUAAGCUCUGCCAAAACAGAGCAAGGAGCUGGUCUUCCUGCUGGGGGGGGCUCGGCGUCAGCAGGUGUGGGGGGUCCGCCUCAGAGGCAGCCAGCAGUGUCUUCAGGGGGCGACCGCUACGCUGCUCUGGCUGAGCUGGACACUGUGUUCGGCCCCCCAGUCCCUCCCACCAGUGUUUACAACCCCGGCAGCGCCUCAAAAGGGAGUGUGUUUGGCACAGAGACUGGGAUGUCCGCAUCACAAGCACAGCAGGGCCUGCCUGGCAUGGUUCAGGGUUUUGGAGCUCAGUCAACCAAUCCGUUUGUAGCCGCCCCGGCAGCCCCUCCCACCAACCCCUUCCAGAGCAACGGCAGGACGGCCCACAUGGCGGCAGCGGCGGCGGCAGCAGCUGCAGCAGCAUCUUUCGGCACAGGCUCCAUGAGCAUGCCAGCUGGAUUUGGGAAUCCUGCAGCCUUCAACCUUCCCACCAGCUUCAGUGGAACGUUCCAGCAGCCCUUCCCCGGGCAGGCCCCCUUCCCACAGCCUCCGGCGUACCCCCAGCAGCCCAACGGUGGAGGAUUUGCAUCCUUCGGCCAGGCCAAGCCUGUUGCGGCUCCAUUCGGACAAACAAUGUCUGGACCUAUGAUCUCAAGCAACCCCUUCCUGGGUGCGGGUCCAUCGACACAGUAUCCAGCAGGAGGGUCUUCAACAAACCCCUUCUUAUAGCGAUCCCUCACAUCCGCUCCACUACAGGGUCAACAACCGGCGCGCUUGCACCUCUUGCACUGUUUGUUUCACAAGUAGCUUUAAACACAAUGUUUGUAAGGAUUUGUAUUUUCUAUCGCAGUUUGUCACAAGUGAACCGCUGUGACAGACCAUCAUGCUGACACUGUCCAUGGCUACAAAACAAAGUGAUGGUGUGUGUGCAGAGGGAGAGGACGGUCCCCUCUUUCUCUAUUUGACCUGUGAACUGGCCUGGCCUCUACUGAAACACAAUGUAUAAUCAAACUGGCUGAAAACUAAGUUAUUGUAACAGUAUAUCCCAUUCGUUAUGCUGCAAUUUUGUACAUAUUCAUUUUUCUUUUAGCGCUUUUGUGCAUAUCAGUAUUUGUAUCUAACACACAAGAUUUGUUCGGACAGAUCUGUUGCUUCUUGGUAAGUUUAUGGGUACUGCCACUUACUGUAUUUGUGAACAACCAACUGUGUAAUUGUGCGGGUUCCUUUUUAGGUAAACUGUUGGCUACGGUGGCCGACAGGUGCAAACGUGCCACAGCGGUCCAAAGCACUUCCAUUAGGAGAAACGCAACUUCAAAAACUAAGCAAAUCUAAAACACAAAUAUGCCAAAACACAUGCAGAUGAAGGAACGUCUUUACCAGUGUUUACCAAAAGUGCUGCAUAAACGAAACACUGCAAGAAGCUCAAAACACAACCGACACUGUUUGGGGGGGGGGGGACACUGAAAAGUGACACACACAGCUAGGAGCGGAGCAGUUGUUGACUUUCGGGGAUUAUAAAGUUUGCCAACUGUCACUGUUGGCAGAGUUAGUCUGCUUCAUAAUUAUUAGUGUUUUUUGUCAGUAUCUUUGAAAGAUUUGCUACAUUGAUCCUAAUUUGGGAAAAUGUCUUCGUCACAGCAGCAUGUAAACAAGACAUUGCACAUAAAAAAAUAGAAAGUAAACAAAUAUCCACAUGAAAUUACAUAUUAAAUAAAACCAAACUUAAAAGUAAAACAUAGACAUACUGACAGUGAAAGAUGUAUCUGUAAAUGACUGUUAGCCGUUAGCUAGCUAGCUUACAGCAGAUCUGCAAUAGUCUUUGUGUUAGAGGUGUCGAACAUGUUUCUUUAUUUGUAUAUGUUUUUGGCACGUUUGUUUUUUUAUAAUUGCACUGAAGCUGCAGCGCGUUCCUCCUAAUGGAAAUGUGUCGGUUCGUUAUAUGCGUUGUUUGCACCUGUGGGCCACCGUAGUUCUCCCUUAAGAAAAAAAACAAAGCCUGUUCUGUUGGCGAGAGAUAAAUAAGUGUCUGCUGAGUCAGGGACGGGCCGGGGUCUCUGCCGCCCCCUCCUGCUGACAGAGCCUCGGGGCACGAAGCUUCUGAAAUCCAGUCGAGAAUGGCUGCUGGGCUGAAAACCACUUGCUUUAGAGAAUUUUAAGUUAAUGUGUAAAUAUAUACAGUAUAUAUAUUAAAAUGAAUUUUAAAUAAGAAAUGACCAAACCAUUCAUUUAUAUUGAUGUAUGGAGAAUCUUGUACAUUUGUUUUGUAUAUAUAAAAGGA